CUUUUGUACUCUGCAAAAAGCACUGCGACUGGAUUAUGAACACGUAUCUUUAUAUUAAUUUUCGUUCGCCCUCUCUCGAGUCUCGACCCAAUCUCAUUAAAUUUAGUGCACGAGCACUAUCUUGCAAGUGCGUAUAAGCCCUUAACAGAGUUUUCUGGACCACUUCGCAAUUCCUUCCAGCUUUAUUGAGCUCAACCAACCGAAAACGACUUCAUAACUCCGGCCUUAAUUAAUCAUCUGACGGUAGCACGCUACUUUACUGCGCCGUUGGCAAGCCCUGUUGAUGGCAACACGUAACCGGGCAUUGCUCAGUGCACAUGAAAGCGUUGUUCAUCGAGCAAGGCUUGUACGAGCACACACACCUUUGGUUUUCUGUACACGCAACUUUCUAGCUCAGGUUACUCCAUCGAGCGAUGACGAUACUGUGGCACCCAGUCUAGCAACUACUUAAGGGAAGUGGCCCGAUACAUGGUACCAAAUUCGUGCACAUGCACGAAAUCUUUCACUUUCGCGCACUCCCAAACCCUUUUUUCUCUUGUUUUAUGUCAAUCUGUAGUCAAAUGAUUUGUAUACACAGGCCUGAAAACCGUUUGCGCGCGCAACAUCCGGUUCGCGAGUUAUGAGCCCUGGAUAUUCAGGUGUACCAAAAGUCUCAUUAUGGACCGAUCUCCUUCAGAUUUUGCACGUAAAUGCACAUAACCACGAAGAACGUUUUUACACCGACCCACUGUUCUAGCCGGUUUCUGCUAAACUACAAGCUAGGGUGACCUUUCUUGGGACCGAGAGAGAAUAGCUGCUGAAAAAAAUGUACCGGCCUCUGAUGAAGACCAGCAUUACCGCCAAAGCUGGGCUGAACCGCAACAAGCCGUGUGGCAUUUUGAUGGGCCAAACUGGAGCUGGAAAAUCAACACUGGGCAACAUGUUAUGCGGCACCAAGCAUGCUUCCGGUGCGUCAGAGGCCAGUUUAACCCAGCUGCUCUUCAGGAACGAUGUAUGCGUCGGAAGGAAUGCAUUUUCUGUCAUCGACACACCAGGAACAGAUAGUCAGACCGACACGUACAAACAUGCACUGCAGCUGCGCGCGGGACUGACAGCCACGGAGCUGAAUACCAUUUUCAUUGUAUUAAAAUAUGAAAACCGAUAUAAUAAAAUGGUGGACCACUACCUGCAAGUGGAGCAACCGGUCGGCACAUUCACAAAUAGAAUCGUAAUUCUCCUUUCGCAUAUGGAUAACGCUGACGAUCACAACAAGGAGUUUUCAAAGAUCUGUGGUAUACUGACGGAAACCAGCCCAAAGAUUGAUAACAUAAUUUUCUUCUCCAAGAACAGCGAUCCCAGUGUUAUUGCUGACUUGAUGUACGCCUGUAUGUCCCACAUGGUACCGAAGCGGCUGAAAAUAUCUGACGAGGAUUUCCGUUUUCAUUUCAACUUGUACGAGAUCCGAAUGGGCAUGAGACGAUGCUUCGAUCAGUACAGAAAGCAGGUGAAUGAUAAGUAUGCCGCAUACUGCAGACUACGCGACCAGACAAAAACUGACUACGAGGAAGAUCAGGACGAGCUCUUUCACGCCAUGAUUGUCCAGUUUAAGUUUGAUAUCGAUGAAUUGUACCAGGAGUUCGUAAAUAAGCAUGGCCAAGCUAUGGUUGAGAUGGACUGUUAUGCCUUGUCUGUCCAGAUGCAAAGGGAGAACGUCAGGAUUAACGAUGAGUUUGUCAGCUCGGUGACCCCGCUGAUGACGUACAAUUUAUUCGAUAACAUGGAUCCGCGAAACCAAAUCAAGGCGUGCCCGCAUUGUGGGCUGAUUUGGUGGAAAACCGAAGGUUGCGAUGGCACUACCAACUGCGGGAAUCGGGUCACUUCGAUGUUUGACGUACAGCCGAAAGCCCUCUUUAAAUACACUCUGAAGUGGGUUAACGGUGAGUUAGUUCCGACCAAAAAUCACAUUCCGAAGCUAACGGACAACGUUGCCAACGCCACUCGCUCAAGCAAGGGUGUCGGAUGUGGAAAAGCAUUUGUUUGGACGGAUAUACCGAAACUCAAUGACGAGAUCAUCUUCCAAAUCUUCGAGGUGAAGACGAUGGAAGAAGUGCGGAACAUCAUAAGAACAGAAGGAUUCCAGAGGGCCGAAGCCAGUUAUCUGCAAACUGUCGACUUAAGUUUUCACGAGUAAAACUACCCCAUCAUCGGGUUUUCAGAAGCCGCGGUGCAAAACAAAUAUUUUCUGCUACCAUGCGAGUCUCUAGAGGGCAGAGGAUUUCAUCUGGUUUAGUUUUGGCAAAAAAUUCUGCUUGUCAGUUGAACUCAUUGCUUUUCUCUGUCUACCGUAUCUGUUUUUUCUUCACCAGGUAGAGACCACGAAUCAUUAUUUUUCGAGUCUUUUACGCUCAGUUUUUUAUCUUCUUAUGCUUACGUGAUGCAUACAAUUCUUACGAUUGUGAGUAUUACGGUUAUAAUUGUUUUACCGUGCUUUUCCCCAUAUAAGUUUCGCUGCUUUCCCUUACGUAAUUCCCCAGCUAUAAUUAGAGAUUCUGUUGUAAUGAUCAAUACUGACUAAUAAUGGUGUGCGCUAGUGCUGUGCAAAAUUGAUUACAACA
Paramacrobiotus metropolitanus is the source of this 2594-nucleotide messenger RNA. RefSeq lists its product as uncharacterized. The transcript has 3 exons. Gene Ontology annotation, molecular function: GTP binding. The record is from RefSeq and is a predicted model, not a curated record. Lineage: Eukaryota; Metazoa; Tardigrada; Eutardigrada; Parachela; Macrobiotidae. The coding region runs from base 806 to 2170 and encodes 454 amino acids.